AACAAGAAAAUGGCGAAAAAGCUGUCAAACGAUUGUUUGUAAAAUGAAUUCUCUAAAUUGUAAACCCAGGCUAUAAUUUAUACAGUUUGUAAUUUAUUAGUAAUACUUAGAAUAUGAAAAUGUAUAGUAUUACAAAAAAAAUACAAAUUUUACAUCAACCAAAACGUUUUAGAUGAAGUCAAUUCAUAUCUACUGAGAUGUGCGAUUUUAAGUGAAUGUUUUGUAUGAAAAGUUCAAUAAAAUGCGGUGCAGCGUUCAAAAUUGCUCCAAUGACACGAGGCGGAAGACAAAAACUAAUGGACUCACGUUCCAUGUGUUCCCUCGCGAGCCACAGCUGCGUCAUGCCUGGAUCGAAGCCCUCGGCAUGUCAGAGUGGGAGCCGAAAGACAGAAGCACUGUGUGCUCCGAACACUUUCGAAACAGCGACUUCUAUGAGACCAAAUGUGGGCUCCGGAGGAUAAAGAACGGAGCUGUGCCAGUCCUGGGCCUUGGAUCCGAUGAUUUGGAUGCUCCUGCAUCGUUACGAGUGUGCAGAAUUUGUUUAUCCAUGGGUGUGAAAAUGUAUGACAUGUUUGAUUACCAACUGGGCGAGAUCUACCAACAACUGACUGACACUGAAUGGAGCGACAAAGACGAGCUGCCGCAGAAGCUAUGCUGGGAGUGUGCAGCCAGACUGGCAUCGUGUGCCAAGAUGAGAAGCAGAGCUCUCAGGAGUCAUAAGCUGAUGAUGGACGUGUUAAAUUCCACAUCCCCUAUCACAGUGAAAGACGUGAAGUCAAUAAGCCGGUCAACCUACGAACUGCAGUCUAGUCUCAUACAAAAAGUGUAUGAGCCUAACGAGUGCGACAUGUAUUGGCAAGAGACAUGCGAGCCGAGUUUGCCUGUAUUCUUGGCUGAAGAGAAGGAAGAAAAUAUUAAGGCGGAGUCCCCGGUUGGAUGCGCCGCAAGCCCGCUGCCCGAGCUGCCUCCAAGCGUGCAAGUUAAAGACGAAAGCACAGAAAUAUACUUCGACGAGUUUAAUGAUAACACCGACCAGUUUCAAGAUCAUUUCAACGAAUCGGAUGACAACGUGAAACUUAGUGAAGUUGCCGAAAAGCCUAAAGUGAAGAAGAAAAAAGUCAAAAUAGAAAAAGAAAAGAAACCGAAAGAACGGAAGAAAAAAGACGACGAGGAAAACCCGGUGGAAACUAUGGACAAAUACAAAACAUCAGACGUAAAAAGGAGAAAGACAGUCGAUGGGCCGGACGAAUCUCUAUUCAACAUCAGCACUCUCACUUAUGAAGAACAGAUAGCUGAAAUACAAAAAAGACAGGAGAGCACAGCAUACAAGACGGCGCCAUACAAAUGCGUCAUCUGCUUCAGAGGAUUCCUUGUCGCGGAGAGGUAUAAUGCGCACGCAGUCAGGCAUAGCGAGCAAUGCGGCGCGUACGAGUGUUUCAUAUGCAAGACUCGCCUGAAGACCAGUCGCGCUCUAAGGAAGCAUCUCACAGCACAACACACAGAGAAGUUUAGUUGCAAAGGAUGCCCCUUCGUCACUAGAAACAGAGGUGUAGCGAGGGAGCAUGAGAAAUGGCACGCGGGCGCUCGCUACCAAUGUCCACAUUGUCCCAGCGAAUUCGAUAAACUAACAACCUACAUGGGCCAUAUACGAAUCAAGCACGUAUCGGACUUUGUAUGUGAGCUGUGUGGAUUCACAUUCGUUAGUAAAAAAGGCAUUGAAGUACAUAAAAAGAAGAAACACAGACUUUCGGAUAAAACGGUGCCGCUAGAAGGUCCGUAUUGCUGCGUGUGCGAUGUCACAUUUGUAUCGGAGGAUGCGCACGCCCGUCAUCUCAAACUGUCUUCUAAACACAGCAGCGACAAUGACCCAAACCGAAUAAGAAACGACUCGCAAAGCAUCAACACGGAACGCAAUGGGCGCGUCAUGAGAAAAAUAGAGCGGCGGCCCGUCAUACACGCGCCCUCGCCUGCCCAGCCCGCCGGCGCCGGGCCCGUCACGUGCGAACAGUGCGGGGUCCAGCUCCGCGAUUUGCGUCUCUACGCGCAGCACUUCCGCCGCGCGCACCCCGACAAGAAUCGAACCAAGUACCCCGCCAUGAAGACGCCGUGCAUGUGCGAACAGUGCGGCAGGAUAUUCCAGAGCAUGGCGCUCCUAAAGGACCAUAUGUGGGUUCACACGGGCGAGAAACGAUUCAAAUGCGACCGAUGCGAGAAGAGUUUUACUCAGAAAACUAAUUUGGUCUUCCAUAUGAGGGUGCAUGGCGCUUCGAGACCUACGUACGAAUGUCCGCUGUGUGGGAAACACUUUGCUUUCUAUAAUAAUAGAAGACGACACAUGUUUAUCCACACCGGCCUCAAGCCUUUCAAGUGCGAGACGUGCGGCAAAUGUUUCACGACCGCGGGUGAGCAGAGAGCCCACGUAGAACAUGUGCAUUUGAAGAAGCCGUGGCCUAAACGCGCGCGCGGACAACGCGGCCCGAGGGACCCCGCGCCGUGGCAGAAGGGGCCGCUGCAUGAAGACUAGGACUGGUAGGGAAUAAGUCGCUUGGGGUGCGAAAGCACCCCACCAAUGAAUAUAGCAGAAAAUGCUGUUGCAUCAAGACUAGCGGUCUACAUACUGAUGGGGUAACUUGCCACCUCACUGGCUAAAUACUCACAUGGAGAGCUUAUACACCCCCUUACUAAAUAGUGACAUGGUGUGCUUAAGCACCCCCUUCCAAUUAGUCGUAUGCGGUACGAAUGUAGUUCACUCUGCUACGGGGGGUAGCAACUAACUAAGAUGGCGAUCCAAUACUCAGGCCUUCGACAAUAAGAAUCUCAAAUAAAAAUUAGCAUCUCGAAUUCUAGACUACGAAAUUUAUCCUAUUAUACUUUUGCAUUCCAAACUAAAUACUCGUGUGGGGUACGUAGGGACCCCACAAAUGGUCUGAGAGUAUAAUAAUAUACUGAUGUGCGAUGUUAUUUAAUGAAUGGAAUUAAGAAUAGUGUGUCUAUAUUAAACGAAUGUAUUUAUAAGAUUUAGCUAUAAACUGCCUUAUAACCGUAGGCAUUUGUAAAAGUAUUAUCCCAACUA
Molecule: messenger RNA, 3073 nt
Organism: Ostrinia furnacalis (Asian corn borer)
Lineage: Eukaryota; Metazoa; Arthropoda; Insecta; Lepidoptera; Crambidae
Product: zinc finger protein 260-like
Exons: 18
Coding region: 242-2524 (760 amino acids)
Biological process (GO): regulation of transcription by RNA polymerase II
Cellular component (GO): nucleus
Molecular function (GO): DNA-binding transcription activator activity, RNA polymerase II-specific; zinc ion binding; RNA polymerase II cis-regulatory region sequence-specific DNA binding
Source: RefSeq, a predicted model, not a curated record